AUGACGACCGACGACGAUGCGAGCGUCCAGACGUCGCGCGACGAGCUCUGGGUGCGCGACGACACGUCGAGCCACUGCUUCGGCUGCGAGCGCGAGUUCAGCUUCGCGCGGCGGCGGCACCACUGCCGGCGCUGCGGCGGCCUCUACUGCGGCGGCUGCUCGCGCAACUCCAUGUCGCUGAGCGCGCUGGCCAUGGACGGCGGGCCCGCGGGGCGCGAGGAGCGCGUCUGCGACGACUGCUGGUCGUCGCACCAGGAGCGGCUCUUCCUCCGGUCGCUCGCGGCCGAGGGCGACGGCGACCGCGGCGGCGACGCCGAGGCCGCGGCCGGGUCCGUCGUCGCGGGGCGCGAGGAUCUGUGCCGCGUCUUCUUCCUCGACGGGUCCUUCGUCGCCGUCGACGUCGCCGCGGCGACGUCCGCCGCGGACCUCGCGGCGGCCGCCGCCGCGGAGCUCCGGCUCCCGGCGGCGGUGCCGUUCCCGCUCUUCGAGGCGCGGCGCGGCGCGCUCGACGUCCUCGAGGCCGUGGCGCCCGUGGAGCGCGCCGCGGACGUGCUCAGCCGCUGGCGCCUCGCCGGCGACGUCGACAAGGCGCUCGUCUUCGGCUGCCGGCGGCCCGCGGCGGCGCCGCCGCCGGACCGCGGCGACGCGUCGUCGCACUACAGCGAGGCGACGCGGCUCGAGCUCGUCCAGAACCCGCUGGCCAAGGACGCGGACGUGCGGCGCUUCGCGCUCACGCGGAGCACGGCGCGGCACCUGCCCGUGUCCUGCUACGUGGGCACCGACGGCGUGCGGUGGGCGGGCGACGACGCGCGCGGCGUCGUGCCGCUGCGCGAGCUCACGCGGGCCGUCGUCGGCGAGUCGGCGUGCCACGUCGUGCUCGUGCGCCGCGGCGGCGCGCGCCACGUCUUCCGCGCGCCGGACGCGGCCGCCGCGCGCGCGUGGCGCCGGCUCGUCGACGACGCGAAAAAAGGGACCGCCGCCGCCGCCGCGCCGGACGACACCGCGGCCGCGGCGCCGGCGGAGCCGGACUGCGUCGACGACGCCGAGGCCCUCGCCGCCUGGCGCGUCGCGCUGUCGCGGGCCUUCGCCGGCGCCGACGCGCGCGCCUGCCGCGAGGCGUGCCGCCGCGCGCUGGACCACGGCGACGCCGCGGCGCGCGACGCCGUCGCGCUCGAGGCGACGCCGCGGCUGCGCGCGCUCGCGCUCGACGCGAGCCUCGCCGACGCGCCCGGCCCCGCGGUGCUCGACCCGCUCGUGGACUGGGCGGCGCUCCUGGGCGACGCGCUCCGGCGCGGGGCCCUCGACGACGACGUCGCGGACGCGGGCGAGCGCGCGGCGGCCGCGCUCGACGACCUCCGGGAGCGCCGCGCGGCCGCGGCCGCGCGGCAGCUCGCGGGGGCCAUCGAGGCCGGCGGCGGCGUCGACCGGGUCGAGCGCGCGGCGGACGCGGCGGUCAACGACACGCCGCCGGCCGCGCGCGCCGCGGCCGCGGCCGCGUGCGCGGCGGUGCUCGGCGCGGCGCUCGACCGCGCGCCGGCGUCGCCAGAGGAGGCCUGCGUCCGCGUCGACGGGCUCCGGCGCCUCGACGCGCUCGCCGCGAGCUGGGGCGUCGCCUCGCCGGGCGACGCCGCGGCGGCGCUCGCGGCCGCGGCGGACGUCGCGCUCAAGGCGCUGUCGCUGUCGGCGCCGGCGGGCGACCCGCGCGGCCUCGCGGACGCGCUCGCGCGGCUCCUGCCCCGGACCCGCGAGUGGCUCAACGACGACGCCGACGCGCGGGUUCUGGCGGCCGAGGUGCUCCGGGUCUGCGGCGCGCGGGCCUUCGCGCGCCGCGUCGCCGGCGGCGCGCCCGCCGCGGCGCCGCGGCCGGCCGACGGCGGCACGGCCUUCGACGUCGCCGCGCGCGGCGACGAGUUCGACCCGACGACGGGCCUCGACCCGGACCGCGCGGCGGCGGCGGCGGCGCUCCGGCGCGACGCCGCGGCCCUCGGCGCCGCGGCGCCGGGCCUCGACGCGGCGGACCGGCGCGACGCGCUCGCGAUGCACCGCGCGGCCGUGGACCUGCUCCGGGGCACGCUCGCCUGCGACCCGGACGACCACGCGACCUGGUUCGCGGCCUGCUUUCGGAACGGCGACGCGCCGCGGGCCGCGCGCGCGCUGCUCGAUUUCGCGAAGGUCGACGGCGACGACCGGUCGCGGCUUCUCGCGGACGCGUCGCUGCGACCGACGAAGCCGCCGCCGCGGCGGCCGCCGCCGCUGCCGCUGCCCCGGGGCACCGGCGGCGACGACGAUGUGGUCUCGGACCUGCCGGACCCGCCCCGGCGGACGAGCCUCGGCAAGCGUUUUGCCCUUGCGCGAGGCGCCAGCAUGCCUCCCAUGCGCGUCGCCGCGCCGCCGCCGUCGCCGAAGCCCGCGCCGAGCCCGCCGCGGAGCCCGCCGCCGGAGCCGCGCGACGACGACCGCCGCGCCGCCGCCGCGAGCCCGCCGCCCUUCGUCGUCGUCGCGGGGAACCGCGCGAUCCACAAGGGGACCUAA
Messenger RNA from Aureococcus anophagefferens, 2532 nucleotides. RefSeq lists its product as hypothetical. Gene Ontology annotation, molecular function: metal ion binding. NCBI's taxonomy places the organism in Eukaryota, Pelagophyceae, Pelagomonadales, Pelagomonadaceae. The record is from RefSeq and is a predicted model, not a curated record. The coding region runs from base 1 to 2532 and encodes 843 amino acids. The transcript is spliced from 2 exons.